GGCCACGUGUCCAGUGUGCUUUAUUUAGAGAAAAGGUUGUUGUGGUGCGCGUAAAAAGUAGUCCGUCUCUGGGGGUGCGUGUGGUGUAUGCGUACUGAUAUGCUACGAGGAGGGUGCGUGCAGCCCAUCAGAAGAGCUACAGGUCUCUUGCCUCUAUCUGGACGACGUCCCCUCUCCAAGGCUGCAUCCUCGGAGCCUUCCUCUGCCGGAAGCGGAGGUUGUACGCAAUCUCCUGGUGUUAGCUGUGGCUUAGAACAUUUGCCUGCAGAGAACUGGCAUCCAGGGGAGGUCCAGAGAUGGGAGUUUGGGAGGAGGAAGCUGGCGGCCAUGAUGGGGCAAGAGGAGGUUGACUUUACUGAGGGAGAAGUCGAGAAGGCUCUUCGCUACCUGCUGCCAACCAGACUGAGAGCCAGAGAUGCCCGACCUCUGAUGAAAGUCAGCUAAAACACUAUUUACCUCUUCCAUUAUAUCAGUUCUCUCUGCAGCAUCCCUCACAUGUCUUUAACAAAAGGAAAGGUAUACUUGGUCUCUCCGUCCAGACUGAUUUCUUGGUUUUUUCUCAGAGUCUGCAUUUGAUGCCAGUGGCCGACCUCUAGAGGCUGCGUUCUACACUGGGUUUCCAGCCUACCACAACCUUGUGUACCAGGUGUACCAGAUGACACACCAUCUCAACACUCUGCCACCAGAGCAGAGAGAGGACAGGGAGGAGAGUGGGCCAACCAAGUUCUGGGUAAAGAGAAAGGUUCUGGCCAACAUACUGGCAGAGGAAAUAUCAGAAUUUCAGUACCGUGACCUAGUGUCUCGUCUGGCUCGUCUGGCUGGGCACCCCAGAGCCUCUGCCACCACUGAGUUCCUGGACCAAUUCAGAAGACCUCAUUUUUCCCACUCCUCUUCCUCCAAACCUGCACAACCUAACACUCACGGGCAAAUCCGCUCCGUUGGGAGGCGGAAGAGCUCUGUGGCAGUAGUUCAUCUAGGGGCAGGAGGGGGUGGAGUCACAGUGAACUCUGAACCCCUGCUCUCAUACUUCCCUCAGGUGGAACAUCGUCAGCAGGUUCUCUUUCCACUGAUUCUGACGGAGCUAUUGGGGGGUGUGGCUGUGGAUGCUCAAGUCAGAGGAGGUGGCAAGACAGGUCAGGCAGGAGCCAUAAGACUGGCAGUGAGUAAGGCCCUCACUGGUCUCCCAGGAGACCACCACUCCUUGCUGGAGGAGGCGGGGCUACUGGUCCGGGACCCCAGAGCAGUGGAGAGAAAGAAACCGGGGCAGAAAAAAGCCCGCAAGAAGUUUGCCUGGGUGAAAAGAUGAUGAACUUUUUGAGUCACUAGAAAACUAUUUCUGUCAUCUGUUGUGCUGUAACCAAAUCUUCAACAUGGCAAUAUCCAUCGCCAUGUAAUCUCUUUCAAACCCAGUCACUGUGUGGAGCAGUUGCUGGCUGUGUCUGAGUUUGUCUCUAGCAUCACUCCGUCCGACUGGAGUACUGCCACGCCUCUCCAGCCACCCACCAGCUCCGCCCAUGACCACACCCACUCUACACUGGAGGAGACAGUGGUUGAAGAGUCCAGUGGGUGUGGCCAGGACACACGCCAGUAGUUGUA
Molecule: messenger RNA, 1596 nt
Organism: Geodia barretti
Lineage: Eukaryota; Metazoa; Porifera; Demospongiae; Tetractinellida; Geodiidae
Source: the annotation of a GenBank genome assembly